Molecule: messenger RNA, 6388 nt
Organism: Thrips palmi
Lineage: Eukaryota; Metazoa; Arthropoda; Insecta; Thysanoptera; Thripidae
Product: ankyrin repeat domain-containing protein 13C-like
Exons: 11
Coding region: 616-2043 (475 amino acids)
Cellular component (GO): cytoplasm
Molecular function (GO): protein binding
Source: RefSeq, a predicted model, not a curated record
GGCGUCUGUCUUUUGUAUAAAACUUAUACUUUGACGGUGCGAAGAAAACAUACGCUUUAUCAACAAAACCUUUGACUCCUCCUGAUUUAGAAACGAAUUAUUAGUUUCGCAUUUAUUGUAUUCUUCAAAAAAUCACGUCAUGUUGGUUGGUAGUAAGGAAAAGACGGCGCCACCUCUGUGCAGCUGUGACGCACUGUGACGUCGCCAGAAAACGCAAAGAGUUCAGAAUUGAGUCGAUCAAAAGGGAUUAUUACGAUUACGGUGCUUAAAAAGGGCGCACUGAAAAAUAAUUACCAGGUGACAUCGCAUAGACAACUAUUCAGAAAAGUGUUGGGGUUAGUCGCCUGGGAGCUCAAGAGGUUCCAUGAGUGCCCACCAGAGGUAGAUAGAGCGCGCUGCGCGCGGAGCUUACCUUAAGACGAGGGGCUUAAGCUUUGCUGCAUUGCCUUAAUUUGUAAAUAACGACAACGAUCGCAUUUUUGCAUUGAUCUUAUUCAAGAAAACGACAAGUUGUUUCGUGUAGAUAUUCCCCGACAACAUACGUUAUUCGACCCAGCCUAAGAAUCGAUUAACAUCAGCCAGGGGCCUAGCAGAAACUGCGACAUUUCAUCCGCCAUGAUGGGAGACAUAGACGACGACAACGACGAUUUGGACGACAUGGAGGCGGUAGGCGACGAAGUAGCAGUGAUUGGGAAAUAUCACACCGAAUAUGAAAUGGAUCGUGCAAGAGAAGGACGUGCCUCAUGUGCCAUACAUGAAUGUGUGUUUCUUGACGAUGCCAGGUUGCUUUGUACUUUUGCAAGAAAGUUCAACGUUGACGAACAAGACAAACAUGGCAAUACCGCAUUGCACGUGGCCUGCAUGCUUGGAAAAAAAGAGCUGGUUCAUUUGCUGCUCUCUCAUGGGUCUUCACCAACUAUCAGGAACCUAAAUGGUUGGAGUCCUUUAGCAGAAGCUAUAAGUUAUGGAGAUCGGCAAACAAUAUCAUCUAUGUUGCGGAAAGUUAAUAUACUGAGCCACAAUCGACGAGAUUCCUUCAUGCCCAAGCUUGCCAAAGUUUUAAAUGGCAUGGAGGAUUUUUGUCUCAACUUUAAGUGGGACUUCCAAAGCUGGGUGCCUCUUGUUUCAAGAAUUCUACCAUCGGACGUGUGCCGCCUUCGGAAAAAGGGUUCCAAUAUUCGACUUGACACAACUCUUGUAGAUUUUGAUGACAAGAGAUGGGUUCGAGGUGAUUUAAGCAUAUUUUUCUUUGGAGAAAAACCAACGAGCCACUCUUUGGCAAUAGUUGAUAAUAAUAUGGGAGUCUUUCAGUGGAUUCAGUAUACUGGGGAUACAGACAGAAACCAUGAGGAAGAGGUGGAUUUCCUGAUGAGCACUGAUAUAGUCAAUGCACAUAUUUCUACAAAGCAUAUGCACUUCACCCGUCUUCAGAAGGGAUGGCUUUUUAGAGAAGACCGAUCGGAACCAGUGGGAAAUUAUAAUUCAGACUUCUACACAAUACAUGGCAUUACAUUCAAAACUUCCAAACGACGUGAGCAUCUCUCUAAGGAAGAUGUUCAGAAAAAUAAAAUGGUGUAUGACUGGUUCAUGAAAGAUGGCCCAGCACUUCCUGAUGAAUAUGGACAACCACCUCCUAUUAGAAAGUCGUUGCCUCCACCUCCUAAGUCAAAUGUAACCUGGCGAGAAUACAUCUCAGCAGAACCUGGAAAGCACCCUAUCUUGGGGAGACCUAUUAUCUGCAAAGAAACCUCCAAGGCAUAUAGAGCAACAGUGGCAAUGACCCCAGAUUUCCCCAUGUCUGUGGACAUGCUCCUGAAUGUGUUACAAGCCAUUGCUCCAUUGAAGCACUACAGCAGGCUCAGAGAUAUCAUUGGAGUUAAACUACCCCCUGGAUUCCCUGUUCAAAUUGAUGUCCCUAUCAUACCAACUAUUUCUGCGAAAGUUACAUUCCUGGACUUUCAGUUCACUAACGAUUUGAGAGAAGAAGACUUCAAGAUCCCUGCUGAGUACUUAGAAGAUAGAGGAAGAUUCCCUAGACUAUGACCACCUAGCCAUCUCAUAAUGGUAGAUGAAUGUCCUGCAUGGAUGAGUGACGCAGGCAACCUGAUGUGUUACUGUCCCCAUAAUAUGUGUGCCCAGACGUUUGAUGGUCUUGCUCUUAGUUUCCUGCUGGGACCCAGUCGUGCUACUCAUUGUGUACUGCAUUUAGAAGAGGGGAAAGAGGUGGAAAAGUCCUUAAUGCUUUGAACUCACAGGUGCUGCCCAUUGAACUUCUCAGAGCUAUUUCCAUCCAGAUGGAAUUCCAUUUGAUUAACCUAGUCUCUUUAGUGUGUAUUUCUGCCUGUGCGAACUAGUCCUAUGUUUUGUUGUUUCACAAUAUUUCUUUCUAGUGUGGAAUGUCGUCGUACAAACAAAUUGCUAUGAAAGUAGCCAAAUUAUUAUGUAUCAAUCAUUUGUCUUAGUGCUCUGUUUUCUUACUUGAAUAACUGUGCUAUUCUUUCUAUUUUAAUCUCUUACUUUCAAGUUAGAGGUUGGUGCUUAUUAUUAUUAUUUGUUUACUAUAGAUUGUUAUUUUUUGCGGGUUGUCCCUGGCCAAAGGGAAUUUAAUUGAACUGAUAAUAUUAAUUUGAGAUGCAAUACCGAACACACCCUCUUGUACUAAUCCCAUUAUUCAUGAAAGCAAAAUUGUUCUCGUGGCCCUUGAUACCAAUGCUUCAUUUUCAUCAUUGUAUUCUUUAUUUGAAAAGGGUACUGUAGUCAAAAUCAAAGUCAUUUAUGCUAGCCUCUUGACUGCAUUAUUCCCUUUUAAACAACAUGUAGAGGACAUUUGAGGAAUAGUUUUCGACCUUAACAUAUUUUCUCUCCCGAUCACUCUUGCCAGACAGUAUGUGUGUGCAGCAUCUAAGCUACUAUUAUUAUGAUUAUGAUUAUUUUUAUUAUUAUUAUUCUAGCUGAUUAUGCACAAUGUGCUUAAAAAGUUUAUGUUUUGACAUGUAGUUUGCUCAUAGUGGUUAUGCAUUUUAAACAUGUUCUUUUUAAGAGGAAAAAAAAAACAUCAGUAAUGAACAUGAAUGAAUGCAUAACAUAUUAGAUGCAUGGAUUGUGAAGAUUGUUAUAAAUUGUCCUUUCAUAACCUUCUGUUUUCAUCCAGUUGGUGUGCCUGCCCUCCAUUACGAGUGAAUGUGGUAAAAACAUUUUGUAUCCAAAAUGAAUCAAUGGUAAUUCUUGGGCCCAAUGACAAGGGGAAAAAAAAUUGUUUGGCUUGUGUGUCCAGGGUUAUGUCAGUUGUUAUUUCUAUUGUUAACUCAUUGUCUUAGUUUGCUCAUUCCUACAUGCUGUGUGUCCUCAAAGCAUUUCUGGGAACUGCAGAAAAUUAUCUUUAUUCACUUUUUUUUCCAACUGCUCGUCACCUGCUGGGUUUACUUUCUUUCCUUUUCUAAAAAAGAAAAAUUCUUGUUAGAAGAGUGUAUGCCUGGGCCUGGGCCUUUAAAUGAUUGUGUAUUUCCUUUUGUAUUUCACCAUUUCUAGACUUCCAGCAUGAAUCAGAUUUGGCACAAUCUCAGCGUGAAUCAAAUUUGACACAAUCAAAUUUUCAUGGUCCCAAAGAUUUUGCUUUCUCUUUCUUGGGCAGACAACAAGAGGAGUUUAAAUGAAAUUUUCUGAGUGGUUCCCUGAUGUCGUUGUGGAUGUAUGUCUUAUUGAGUGAAUUCCCCUCUUGUUUGUUUUAGUGUAAUCUUAUUUUGUCCAUGUUCAUGUGAUCCUAGUUUAUGCAAAACUGCUUGUCUAAAUAGACUCUUUAAAUUUACUAGACCAGCAAUACUAGUUGUGACUGAAAUUUUAUGUUAUGGUCGAGCAAUUAUUAUUUGUAACAGUUCAUAACUCUAGAAACUCAAUACUUCCCAUGUCAAUAAUAUUGUGCUCUCAAUUUGAUUCCUGUGUUAUUGUAUCCGCACACUUUGCACAAAUGUUGUUCAUAUUAGUAUACUGUUUUUGUUUGGUUAACAAAAACAUACCCUACCUCUUCUAUGAGUAUGCUGCUUGCAUAACCUGUUAUGGGAAUUUUGUUUUUUUAGUUCCCUGACAUUCCCUUGUGGAUCUUUGUCUCAAUUUAGGUUCCUUUUUCAGAAAUGAGCUCAGAAAGGAGAAUGUGCAAUUCAUGAAGUUGUUGAUGUCUUGAGUUUUUUUUUUCCAUGAUUCUUGUCUACCAAGGCUUAAAUACUGAUGUGUAGAAGAUUUGGUGUCGCCGUAUCUGACAAACAGCAGAAAAAUGACUGUUCUUCAUUAUUUCCAAAGUACGUUUCAAGAUGACACUAGUUGUGUACAACUACCCUACCCCUGUAUGUUAAGUUCCUGCUUGUACCUCUUACUUUAAAAAACCUUUUGUUUUUUUUAGUCUGAUUGAGGUCCUUAUCAACUUUGUUGCUAUGUACGACUAAUGUUUAAGUUGAUGGACAUGUUGUUACAUUUGUUGACAAAUUGCAAUUAAUGCGAGUGUAUGUUUUUUACUGCAUAAUUGUUACUUUUUUAAAAAAAGUUUUGAGUUGUGCAUUUAUUUUGAAGAGGUGUGAAGCUCCUUGUGUGCACCUUAUUGAAAACUUAAGCCAUUAUUUCUGGUGUAAAGUUUCCAUUCCUCUCAUUUGCAACUCCAUGAGAGAUAGAGCACUCUGUAGUCAAAGAUUCACGUUACAAAUGUACAUACUUAAGGGUGCUUUUAUUUAUUGCGCUCUUGACACUGUUAAUCAUAGGCUUUCAGAUUAUUUUUUCUUAUGGAGGCGAGUUGCUUCCCGUUAUUUAGAACAUCAAAUUAUAGUUCGUAAUUUCACAUUGUAAGAGGUAGUGUCUCAUUCAAUAAUGAAUGCAGUGUGUGAAUGCUUUUCUGCACUUGAGGUUCCUAACAAAAUGUGAGGCUCUUUCCUAAUUGUGGUUACUUGGUCAACAUCAUCUCAUGAAAGACAACAUUGACUUUUUUUUCCAGAUCACGCAAUUUCUUGCUGUACUGUCCCAUAGCAUGGAAAGUGCAGGUUUGUUACAGUGUUAUCAUAAGUAAUUGAUGCUUAAACCAAAAAUUGCUUUUAUUUCAUAUCUUUCUGUGAUAAAAUUGUGUAUGGUAUUCUAAAGUAUGUUUAGUAGCUGUGUAAUGUAUUACUAUUAGGUUAAAGUACAUUGUCUGAUGAUACUGUACCAGAUAAGAGAGUUAGAAGAGUUACAGAGGAAGUAAUGUAGUGGGUCAUAUUUCUGUUUGAUAACAGAAAGAACCUAUUCUUGAUAAAAAUGUGAGCCUGUGGCACAUAUGACUGAGGAAUUCAGUGUAUUUUAUUGUGUCGAAAUGGUUGGUUAUUAAAUUUAGUCGUGUACAAUUUAUGGUUCAACCUUUUUAUUUGAUUGGUGUUUGAGGUAGUUCAGAACAUUCUGAAGCAUUUAGUGUCUGUGUUUUCUCGUUGACAAUUGUCUAUAUGAUUUUAAAACUAAUCAAACAAUUGUGCUUGAAACCAAUCAAACAAUUGUUCAUUGCAAGUUAGCCCUCACUGGGGAAUUCUCGCAUUAUUGUACCAGUCCUUUAUGAAUCUUUGUCUUGCUCAACCCUUUACCAUUGUCUAAUGCAUUGAUAAUGACAAUGAUGGAACCAUUAAGGCGGGUCUCAUUUAUUUUUAGUGCUCACAAACAGUGUGGUGUCUUUGUGUGUUUUUGUGUAACUGCCUUGUUCUUUUGGAAUCAAUUUGAUUUUUUGAUUACAACUGAUUGUGAUUGAGAAAUUUAUUUUUUUACGUUUCUCAACACACUUUGUCUAGCCAUAGAGGCUUCAUAAAAAUUUGUCCGUGUGUGUGUAUGCGUGUCGUUUGGUUGCUCCUCUAUCUGACCAGUCAUUUUCCUGUUUAGACAAUCUAAUUAUUAUCAUUACUGUUCAAUACCAUACAAGCAACAUCCAGACUUAUUACUUUAUAUUUACCUUGAGUUCUUGGUCUCAUUUCAGCUAUUGAAGGUCCCUGUUAAUUUUUGCUGUUACUCUCAAUAUUUAAUUUUGACUUUUGACAUAUCAGUAAAUAAUUUUACUUUAGUUAAAAGUGAUCCAUCCCAUCCUCUAUUGCCCGUAUUUCCAAACUUUCCAUUUGAUUCGUUUUUAAAUAGAGAGCUGGUCCUGCAUUGUAACUAUUGUAGAAUGGAGUUAAACCGUAAUUACUGUAGGAGCUUCUAUAUAGAUCGAUCCUUUUGGAAAGAUUGAUUGCAAUUUAAGGAUAGUACUUUGUUAAUUUAAGUAUUUAAACAACCCAAACCAAAGUUUAUGUUGUCACCUAUUUUGUUGAUUAUUUUGUAUUUUUAAUUUUUUUAUUUGUGUUGACUGGAGAGAUACAAAUGUAACUCGGAAAUAAAUCUUGAACCACUACGCACA